Lotus japonicus is the source of this 6047-nucleotide messenger RNA. RefSeq names its product mediator of RNA polymerase II transcription subunit 25-like. Gene Ontology annotation, cellular component: transcription regulator complex; mediator complex. Gene Ontology annotation, biological process: positive regulation of transcription by RNA polymerase II. The transcript is spliced from 4 exons. NCBI's taxonomy places the organism in Eukaryota, Viridiplantae, Streptophyta, Magnoliopsida, Fabales, Fabaceae. The coding region runs from base 3267 to 5744 and encodes 825 amino acids. The record is from RefSeq and is a predicted model, not a curated record.
CUGGUAAAAGCUACCGUUAAUUAUCCGCCGAGACACUUGCCUCAAUUUCCAAUUGUUUACUCUGAUUUCAUCGCUCGCUCUCAGAGUCUCUUUCACUUUCCACACAGCAUUUUCAGAGCAACAAGUUCGAGUGGUGGCAGCUUGGAAAUGUGGUUGUUUGAAAUGGUGGUUCUCCUUUCCGGUCUUCUUCCAAAUCCAAAGCUGUAAACAUCAGUGCUUUCUAUCUGCAUCAACUGUUUGGAUGAUUCCCUUUGGACUCAGUGGAGCUAUAAGCACUCGAAUCUCAAAUGAACUUGGAGCUGGUCAUCCACGUGCAGCACAAUUAAAAGUGUGUUGUCAUUGUGAUUGGCAUUAUCGAGUAUCUUAGUUGGCAUUCUGAUGAUACGAAUAUGCAAUAUCUGGGGCUAUGCAUAUAGCAAUACAGAAGAAAUGGCCAAAUAUGUCGCAACUUUGAUGCCAAUUCUUGCUGUAUCUAACUUUCUAUACGUAUUCCACUGCGUUCUUUCAGGUUUUUCCCUAUUUCCUCUUUUAAUUUUCAUUUAUUGUCUAUAUUGGAGUGGAGCUAUGACUUAAAAGCACUAUGACUCAAAAUUGUUCUUCAUUUAUCGUUGUAUAUGAUUUUGUCUGAUUAGGUUUAUGAAAUCCAAAAAUUCACAUGAAUUAUGUCUGAUUUUCUUUUUGAUUAAAAGUUUUUCCAAAAAAAAUUCAUUUUAUAAAUCAAGAAGGGAAGUGAAUUGAGUUGAUUUGAAGUGGAGUUGCUGAUGAUGAGAGUAUUAUUGGCAUGAGCUGCGACAAUAUCUUGCGCACCGUGUUCUUUUUGAGACAUGGGUUGUUGUUGCAAUGAAGAAUGUGCCGAAAUGCUAAUCUGAGCCUCUCUGUAUUCAUCUUAGGUUAUUGUUCUUUGUGUGAAAUUUGCUUACUCGGUCUUCUCCUUAGGAUGUUCUAUGUUGUUUAUUUAUCCUCAAAAUCAAUUUGUAGAAGGAUCUGAUUUUGGCUUAAAGGACAGUACUCAGUCUUCUCCUUAGGAUAUAAUAUAUCACUCUGUUUAUGUAUAACCUCUCUGUUUCCAUGUGAUAGAUGCUAAGACGGCUGGAUGAAGUUCUUUAAAGAAGGAGUCUAGAAUGGUAGAAAUCGUGAAAAUUAUGUGUUGUUACAUUAACUUUCUGAUUAUUUCAAAAAAUAAACAUUAAGUAAUAUUUUUGUUCUCUGUAUCAAUUUUUAGCUAGUUAACCCAAAAAACAUUUAAAAGCUUGUUUACUAGGUGGCUAGAUUUUUCUUUUCUAGUCACCAUUUAUCAAACACUAUGUAGAUAAAAUGUAAAAGAAGGCUUUCUUAUUUAAGGAAUGAAAAGGUAAGGCUGAAGAAGUGGAAAGUACGUUUAUGAAAAUAAAGUAACACAGAUUUAAGUAUGUGUUCAUUCAAACAAUUGUGAGAUUCGAUUUGAUUUUCUGUGUUGGUCAAUGGUCAUAAUGCAUAUUGCAUAAAUAUGUGAAUGUGAAUGACAUAUAUAGUGACAAAUGAAACUUGAGCAAGGCUAGCUUGUUUAUUGCCAUUAUUCUAUAGGGCUGACAUUUCUUUCUUGCACUCCGCACAAGCAUGAACUAGAUUAUUAUUUUUUUAACUUAGUAAUGAAUCGGAGAGAAAAGGAUAUCCUAGAAAGAAAAACGUACUGUGGGAGUUCACUUAAAUACUGCAAGCUCUAUGGUGUGUGAUAGCUAUUCAGUUGGUACCAUUUUCAAAAAAGAAGAAGCUAUUCAGCUAGUACAAGUGUACAAGUGAUAUUAUUGCUUCCCUAUGUCAACCAUAAUUCAGGAACUGCAAGCGGUUGCGGUUGGCAGAAAAUUGGUGCAUUUGUGAAUCUGGGGGCAUUCCAUGUAGUCGGAAAUCCAUCAGCUCUCGCGGGUAGCUUUUGUAUUGCAUGUUGGUGGCAAGGUAAAAAAAUGGUUCAUUCUUUUGUAGCAUAGAUUUAAUAUGGUUUUCCUAUUAAAUAGGGGCUGUGGCUGGGGAUAAUUUGUGCACUCAUUGUUCUAGUAUUUUCCCUAAUGAUCAUUACUGUACGUAUUGAAUGGGAGAAGGAGGUGAAGCUUUCUAUUUUUUUUUCUUUGAACUCUCCUUCAUCUUUCAUUUUUGUGAUGCAAGUGCUGACAUGUCUUUUUUUGGACACCACAUUCAGGCAAAUAAGGUCACAGGUAGAGUCUAUGGCGCAAUAGCACCAGAGAACAUAGUUUCAUGGAGCUGCAAUAUCUCUGCAGCUACAGAUAAAUUUUUUUCCCGCCUAAAUGCAUCUAAACAGUUAGUUUUCCAUGUGUCAAUUCUCUCUCUCAACUCCUCCUUUUUUCCUUUCCCGCUUACUUCUUACCUCUUCUAUUUUUGAUUUCAUUCAAAAUAAUUUCCUUUCUUACUGGAAAAAAUCCAUGCUCAAGUUCACCCUCCUUUUUUUUUCUCAGCCAACCCUUCCCCAUUUCUUCUUCCCCCUUCCUCACUUCCCUCUUUAUCUCGGCGUUUUCCCCCCAACAGUUCAGCUUUUCUUAACUCGGACUCUUUUAUCCAUCAUCACAAUUCUCUCUUUAUACUCUUCUUUCUCCUCCUUCAAUAGCUCCCUCUCUCUUUGUGAUGUAUUUCCAGGUAGCACACUUUUUCUGAGAUUGCUCUUUCUCCUCUUUCACUCCCUAGUCUUAAUGAAUUGCUGUUUGUUGAAUGAACAGGUUGUCAGUGACUUUACCCUUCCCUCAGGUUCUGACAAGAUUUGUACUGGAAGUACGGACGACAUUAAAGGUUUGGGAUCACCAAACUUGAAAGCUUGUUGGUAUUUGUUUUUCAUUUCGUUGAUUAGUGGAAGUUUUGGUUUUAACAUUAAACACCCAGAAAUUGGGCUGUUAAGGUACAUGUUAGAAAUAAUAAUAUAAAAUUAUUCAUAUGACCCUUACCCAACAGCAUGAGCAAACUUAGCCACGGAAGAAAAAAUUCGAAAACACCAAACACUUCCCGUGGUGGCAACUCCACUGGCCAGGCCACCGUCAUCAUCACCUUUGUAAGACAUAUCCAAAGUGAAACGAGGAUGAUUCACUCUAAAUGGUAACCCCUUUCAAAUUCAAUGCACCUCCAUCAACUUUCCAUCUAUGCAAUCAAUAUAAAUCAUCCCUCAAUUUCCCAUCUAUAAAUAACGCUUCUUCAUAUAAUAACACCACUAUAUCAUUCCUCACAACAAAACCCUAAAAAUCCCUGUCUUCCCUUUUCUACUAUCGCGUUUUCUUCUUCCAAUCCUCAUGGCUGAGAAACAGCUUGUCGUGGCCGUCGAAUGCACCGCUGCUAUGGGCCCAUAUUGGGACACCAUUCUCAGGGAUUACCUUGAUAAGAUCAUCAGGUCUUUCGGUGGAAACGAGUCAAUUGGGCAGAAUCCUUCUGCUUCGAACGUUGAGUUUGCUCUAGUCACCUAUAGUACUCAUGGAUGUUAUUCUGGUUGCCUUGUGCAACGGACUGGCUGGACAAGAGACCCAAAUGUUUUCUUCUCGUGGCUUUCAGCUGUACCCUUUACUGGUGGUGGUUUUAAUGAUGCUGCAAUUGCCGAAGGGCUUGCUGAAGCUCUGAUGAUGUUCCCAAAUUCUCAAAGUGGAGGCCCGAAUCAGCAGAAUGUGGAUAUGCAUAAGCACUGUAUCCUUGUAGCAGCAAGCAAUCCUUAUCCAUUGAAGACACCAGUUUAUAUUCCGCGACCACAGAACCUAGAGAAGAUUGAAACCAUUGAUUCAGAUCCAGGGAACCGUUUAUAUGAUGCUGAAGCUGUUGCGAAAGAAUUUCCUCAGUUUUCUAUUUCUCUGUCAGUCAUCUGCCCUAGACAACUUCCCAAAGUUAAAGCCAUCUACAAUGCAGGAAAACGAACUAGUGGAGCAGCUGAUCCACCUGUUGAUGUUAAAACCCCUUAUUUCCUUGUUUUAAUAUCUGAAGCUUUCAGAGAAGCCUCCACUGCUUUGAGUCGUUCUGGGAUCACAAUCUUGCCUACAAAGCAAAGUCCUGUUAAAGUAGAUGCAGUUUCUGUCACACCAGGUACAUGGGCACCCCCAACUUCUUUGCCAUCAGUUAAUGGAUCAAUUGCAAACUGGAAACCUAUAUCUGUUAGGAAUGUGGCUCCUGCAACUGUAAAAGUGGGGCCAGUUCCCGUAGCUUCCAUGGUAUCUGGACCUGCUUUUCCCCACAAUUCAUCAGUUCCGCGUGCUGCUAGUUCUAGUCCAGGUGUUCCAAAUUUUCAGACAUCCUCUCCAUCUUCUGCUUCUCAAGAUCUCAUGACAAGUACUGAAAAUGGUCAGGAUACAAAGCCUAUGGCGUCAAUGUUGCAGCCGCCCUUAGGUCCAGUGCAUCCUGCACAAGUGAAUGUGAACAGUUGGAAUAAUCUCUCUCAAGCACCUCAGGUGAUGAACUCUGCUGCCUUAAGUGGUGGAACCUCUAUGGGACUUCCAUCAAUGGGUCAGACUCCUGUUGCCAUGCACAUGUCAAACAUGAUAUCUAGUGGGAUGGCAUCUUCUGUACCUGCGGCUCAAAAUGCAUUUUCAUCUGGACCGUCAGGAAUAAUAUCAAUAACCAGUUCUGGACCUCUCAUCGCUCCUGCACAGGUUGGACAAAACUCAGCUCUCUGUUCAUUAACUUUAGCUACUUCUAAUUUGUCUUCAAGUUCAAAUCUUGGGAUUUCACAACCAUUGAGUAACCUUCAAGGAGCUGUUAGUAUGGGACAACGGGUCCCUGGAAUGAGCCAAGGGAACAUUUCAGGAGCCCAAGUGGUGCAAGGUAGAGUUACCAUGAACCAAAAUGUUGGUCCAUCAGUUGUCUCUUCUGGAAAUGGUACGAUGAUUCCUACUCCUGGAAUGUCUCUACAAGUACAAUCAGGUGUGCAGCCACUUGGGAAUAAUGCAGCACCUAAGAUGACUCUGCCACAGCAGACAUCAGGUGGUAUGCAGCCUACACAAUCCAAAUAUAUCAAGAUCUGGGAGGGAAGCUUAUGUGGGAUAAAACAAGAACAGCCAGUAUUCAUAACCAAACUGGAAGGUUAUAGGAAUGUUUCUGCCCCUGAGACAAUUGCAGAAAACUGGCCCCCUGUAAUGCAAAUGGUUCGGCUUAUACCUCAGGACCACAUGAAUGACGAGCAUUUUGUAGGAAAGGCAGAUUUUGUUGUUUUCCGGGUAAUGAACCCUCAUCGGUUUUUUGGUCAGCUGCAGGAAAAGAAGCUGUGUGCAGUUAUUCCAUUACCAUCACAGACAUUGCUACUAUCUAUUUCUAACAAAGCCUCCCGCUUGAUUGGGAUGCUUUUACCGGGGAUAUUAGAUAUGGCUGCGUUGAAGCCACAACUGUCAAGUCAACAGCAGCAACAAAUGCAACAGCCACAGCAGAUGCAAUCACAACAGCAGCAGCAUCCUCACUUGCAGCAACAGAAGCUUCCACAACAGCAGCAGCAGCAGCAGCAACUUACCCAGCUCCAACAACAACAGCAGCAAUUACUUCCACAAGUCCAACAUCAACAACUUUCCCAGCUGCAACAGCAACAACUCCCUCAACUUCAACAACAACAACUUUCGCUGCUGCAGCCGCAGCAACAGCUUCCGCAGUUGCAGCAACUACAGCAUCAGCAACUUCCUCAGCAGCAAGAGAUGGUUGGGGCAGGAAUUGGUCAAGCCUAUGUUCAAGGUCCUGGGCAGUCACAAAUGGUUUAUGAGGGACAGGUAUCACAAGGAACAACAGACAUUGGUGGGGGUUCAUGAGUUAGCUCAAAUUUUUAUAUGGAUUCCUCACAACUGACGCGGGUUAUAUUUAUAUUUUGGUUGAUAGGUCAAAAUCACAGAUUAAUGUUUUAUGACCAUAUAAUUUCUUGUUUUGUUUCUGAUUCUGGGUGAGCUUGAAUUCGGUAUUUGUUUAGCUCUUUGUUAAGGCUAUUGCGGCUUUCUCUGCUAGGUAGGGUCUUUGUUCUUUGUGGUUUUUGUUGUGGCUCGAUGAGAUCCUGUUUUGGUUGAACCUGUCGCCGCAUUUUGUACCCAUUUGGAGGUCUUAAUAAAGAUGUUGCUCGA